AUGGAAAAUACUAAGACGUACACGGCGUCGACGUCGACCGUCACGCCGUUACUCACCAGACCGAAGGGCGUGAAGAAUUUCCCGACGACCAAAGCUUUCGACAGCUUCAGAAGCGGGCCUUCAAAUGGCUUUGCACCAACGAUAGGAGAAGAUGGCCGAACUUAUAACCCCAAAGCAGCCGCUUAUAAUACAGCAAACACCAUUCUCGUACGGAGGCUCAAAGGACGACAUCUUCAGAUGAUAGCCAUCGGUGGCUCCAUAGGUACCGGGCUCUUCAUCGGAUCAGGGUCUGCUCUAGCAACCGGCGGUCCUGCAUCUCUUCUACUUGCAUUUAUUCUGAUCGGUGCUGUACUGUUCUGCACUGUCCAGGCGCUGGGAGAGAUGGCUGUUACCUUCCCUGUGGCGGGGAGUUUCUCGGCGUUUGCCACGCGGUUCAUUGAUCCUGCGUGGGGUUUUGCCUCAGGAUGGAAUUAUGCCAUGCAAUGGGCCAUCACGAUGCCUCUAGAAGUUAUGGCUGCAGUAAUCACCCUGGAGUACUGGAAUCUGAAUUUACCGUCCUGGGUGGCCAUAACGAUUUUCCUGCUUCUCAUUAUCGGCAUCAACUUAUGUGGGGUCAAGGUGUAUGGAGAAGCAGAAUACACUUUCUCGAUAUUGAAAGUUACAGCUGUUAUUGGCUUCAUAAUUCUCGGCGUUGUCAUCAACUGUGGAGGAACUCAAGACAGCGGAUAUAUUGGAGGGAAAUAUUGGGCAAACCCAGGAGCUUUCCAUAACGGCUUCAAAGGAUUCUGCAACAUCCUCGUAACAGCUGCAUUCUCCUUUUCAGGAACAGAACUUGUCGGUCUCGCAGCAGCCGAGACUCACAACCCCAGCAAAGCAUUGCCUACAGCCAUCAAGCAAGUUUUCUGGCGGAUUGCUCUCUUUUACAUCGUUUCAAUAACUAUAGUUGGCUUGCUAGUCCCCUAUACCGACGACCGCCUCAUCGGGCGCAACAACGUCGACUCCAAAGCCUCUCCCUUCAUCAUCGCCAUCCAAUCUGCCGGCAUCCAAGGUCUCGACAGUGUCAUGAACGCCGUCGUAAUGAUCGCCGUCCUCUCUGUCGCCAACUCCUCCAUGUACGGCGCAACACGCACUCUCCAAGCCCUCGCCGAACAAGGCCAAGCACCCCGCAUCAUCGCCUACGUCGACCGCAAAGGCCGUCCUAUGGUCGCGAUCAUCAUCUGCUCUGCCAUUGGCCUACUUUCCUACCUAUACGUCUCGUCGAUACAAGGCGAGGCUUUCACAUGGCUGCUUGCCCUUUCUGGACUCUCAAGUAUUUUCACAUGGUGCAGCAUCUGCUAUGCACACAUCCAGUUCCGCAAGGCAUGGAAAGAGCAAGGAAACCUCCUCUCCGACCUCGUCUACAAAUCUCCCAUCGGAGAGAUCGGCUCCUGGGUGGGUUUCUUUGCCUUACUAGCUAUCCUCGCUGCGCAAUUCUGGGUAGCGAUCUCGCCGUCUGGAGCGAGCAGUGAUCGGAGUGUGGGCGAACAGGCGGUGAAUUUCUUCGAAGCAUAUCUGGCUAUGCCAGUCGUGCUGCUAUUUUAUGGAUAUUAUAAGAUUUGGUACAAGACGAAGUGGGUGCGAGUGAAGGAUAUUGAUUUGCAGACGGGGAGAAACGACUUUGAGACAGUGCAUGUGAGGAGGCAGUGGAAGGAUGAUAAGAGCGAGUGGCCGAGGUGGAAGAUAAUUUACAAGACGCUCUGUUGAGCUGGGCUCUGGAUGCGAGGAUGAUUGGAUGGAUGUAUGAUAUUUGUCGAUUUGUGAUUGCGGACUUAGAAGAUCCCAUGCCAGAGAUACCACUUUGUUUGAUAUCCUAAUGAAGUUAUGCUUUUUGCCUUUGCUA
Molecule: messenger RNA, 1879 nt
Organism: Cadophora gregata
Lineage: Eukaryota; Fungi; Ascomycota; Leotiomycetes; Helotiales; Ploettnerulaceae
Exons: 4
Coding region: 1-1743 (580 amino acids)
Biological process (GO): amino acid transmembrane transport
Cellular component (GO): membrane
Molecular function (GO): amino acid transmembrane transporter activity
Source: RefSeq, a predicted model, not a curated record